CAUGGCAAAAUAGUAAUAGACACUGUGGAGAAAGUGGAUGUCGGACUAUGAAUUGAAGUCUUUAUUUUUUUCAGUUCAAAAACUAUACAGCUUGUCUGCUUACUUCUUCAGUCAUCUUUGUAUUCCUUUUUCCUUUAGGACCAGAUUAUGGAUCUGGUCGAAUUGAUACCUUGAUAAUUUACAUACAUAUAUAUAGAUAUAUAGAUAAUAUUUAUUCACCAACCUAAAUUAUAUACAACGAAAUGCCAAUCAAUAGAACAACAACAACAACAACAUCAUGGUUGACAUUUUCUCAUCUUCUUAUAGCAUCUAUCCUACUUCGAGUGAUCUUAUUACUUUAUGGAGAAUGGCAAGACGCGCAUAUGACUGUCAAGUACACAGAUAUUGAUUAUAUCGUUUUUACAGAUGCAGCGCGUUUCGUAGUACAAGGCGGCUCUCCUUAUGAACGGGCGACUUAUCGAUAUACACCAUUAUUAGCUUGGCUUCUCACUCCCAACAUUAUCUUACAUCCUUCGUUUGGUAAAUGGUUAUUUGCAUUGGCAGAUAUUGGAGUCGGAUACUUGAUACAUCGUAUUCUUGUCCUUCGAGGCAUGCCAUCGCAACGAGCACUUUGGUUUGAUUGUUUAUGGUUAUUGAAUCCUAUGGUGGCAAAUAUUUCUACACGUGGAAAUGCAGAAUCAUUACUAGGCAUUAUGGUUCUAGGUACCUUAUAUCUGAUGUUGACUCGACAGUUUUAUCCAGCUUGUGCUCUCUUUGGUUUGUCUGUCCAUUUCAAAAUCUAUCCCAUUAUUUAUGUCGUACCAUUACUAUUUUUGUUGGAUAAUGAUCGUUAUGGACAACCUACUCACUCCUGGCCUUCCCUUAUGCAUUCCUAUCAACGACUGCGUCUUUAUCUUUUACAUGUCUCCUUACCUCGUUUGGCUAUCUCCUUGGGUGUAUCGUCUCCUCUUACCAAAACUACUAUAAUGAUCAACAUUGAUGAUAAGAAAAAAGAAGAACAAGAGGAUGAUAGAGUGGUUGACAAGGAUGGUUUUGGUUCCUUUUCUUAUUACUUGGUGGAAGGUUUAAGACAAAUCAUUUUAUUUUGUUCACCUACUCGACUCAUGUUUGGACUUUGUAGUGGUGCUGUUUUUUUCUUAUUUACCUGGACAAUGUAUCAAAUAUAUGGUGAUGACUUUAUGGAAAAUACUUAUUUAUAUCAUAUUACCAGAAAAGAUCAUCGACACAAUUUCUCUAUAUGGUUUUAUCAGAUGUAUCUUGGAUUUGAACAUCCAUGGAUGGGAUUAUUAGCUUUUGUACCUCAACUGGCGAUGGUAACUGUGACAGGAAUUGUGUUUGCCAAGGAUGUCUUUUUUGCCUGUUUUAUUCAAACUUUUUUAUUUGUCACAUUCAAUAAAGUUUGUACUUCCCAGUAUUUUAUGUGGUAUAUAUGUCUUUUCCCAUUGAUCUUACCAUCUACUGAUAUUCAAUUGAAAUGGAAAGGUAUCUUUUUAAUAUUAUCUUGGAUUGCUGGACAGGGACUUUGGCUUCAAUCGGCGUAUCAACUGGAAUUUCUUGGACAGAAUACAUUUUUUUCAUUAUGGUUGGCAAGUCUCUUCUUUUUCCUAAUGAAUAGUUGGAUUGUAGUAUCAUUGGUCAGACAUCAUGAAUUUGAACCUGUGUAUGGGAAAAGUGGUAGAAUUCGUUGGGUAUGGGGAAUGGGUGAUCCUGUUACUUUAGAUUCAACGAAGAAUGCUUGAAAAGGGAAACCUUCUAUUGGUAGUAUAGAUAAUUUGCAUUCUAUUUUCAGCGAAUAGGCUAUCAUAUAUUUUGAUCAUGCUUAUCCCUUUUCUCUUUUCUACUAUCAUUUUUAGUUUAGCUUAUUUUUUUUUUCUAUAUACUCUCUAAUAAAGAUCCAAUAUGAAAUGAAAUACAUAUCAUGAUCAUCC
Molecule: messenger RNA, 1928 nt
Organism: Halteromyces radiatus
Lineage: Eukaryota; Fungi; Mucoromycota; Mucoromycetes; Mucorales; Cunninghamellaceae
Product: PIG-M-domain-containing protein
Exons: 5
Coding region: 243-1739 (498 amino acids)
Biological process (GO): GPI anchor biosynthetic process
Cellular component (GO): glycosylphosphatidylinositol-mannosyltransferase I complex; membrane
Molecular function (GO): GPI mannosyltransferase activity; alpha-1,4-mannosyltransferase activity
Source: RefSeq, a predicted model, not a curated record